This is a messenger RNA of Geodia barretti, 591 nucleotides long. NCBI's taxonomy places the organism in Eukaryota, Metazoa, Porifera, Demospongiae, Tetractinellida, Geodiidae. The record is from the annotation of a GenBank genome assembly.
AUGACCACCAGCGAUCAGCCGGAAUCAGGCACCAGGUCGGAACCCGCCCCCCAGUCGGUGACCGGCCCACGCAUCAACAAGGGGCUGGUGAUCGUCAACACCGGCACCGGCAAGGGCAAGACCACCGCUGCCAUGGGCGUGAUGCUGCGGGCGUGGGGCCGCGACAUGAAAGUCGUCAUGCUCCAGUUCAUCAAGCACACCACGGCCAACUUCGGCGAGCAGCGCGCCGCCAAGAAAAUGGGAAUCGACAUGAUCGCCAUGGGCGACGGCUUCACCUGGCGCUCCAAGGACCUCGACAGCUCCGCCGACCUGGCCCGCGAGCACUGGGAAGGUUGCAAGGAGAUCAUCGCCAAGGGUGAAUACGACGUCGUGAUCCUCGACGAGUUCACCUACGCCCUCCACUACGGCUGGGUGCCGGUGGAGGACGCCCUGGAAGCGCUGCGCAAUCGCCCCGAGAUGAUGCACGUCAUCAUCACUGGCCGCAACGCGCCGCCGGAACUGGUGGAGUUCGCAGACCUGGUAACCGAGAUGACCCUGGUCAAACACCCCUACCACGAGGGCAUCAAGGCCCAGCCCGGCAUCGAGUUCUAG